This is a messenger RNA of Daphnia magna, 5657 nucleotides long. RefSeq names its product son of sevenless homolog 2. The transcript has 8 exons. The coding region runs from base 298 to 4914 and encodes 1538 amino acids. Gene Ontology annotation, molecular function: guanyl-nucleotide exchange factor activity; structural constituent of chromatin; protein heterodimerization activity. Lineage: Eukaryota; Metazoa; Arthropoda; Branchiopoda; Diplostraca; Daphniidae. Gene Ontology annotation, cellular component: plasma membrane; nucleosome. Gene Ontology annotation, biological process: Ras protein signal transduction; positive regulation of GTPase activity. The record is from RefSeq and is a predicted model, not a curated record.
UUGGGCUUUGGAAAUUGGUGGAUGAAUUUGGUUUUGGGAUUUGAGCAUUGGGAUUUGGUGAGUUCUUCAGUUACCAUACAGUGACAGUCGUAGAUAGGACGGGAAGUUAUUAAAUCUUACGUGCAUUUUAUAAUUUGGACGUACCAAAAAUGAAUCCAAUUGCCCGUUGAACUAUUUGGUGUGACGAUGCAGAUUUGCUCUCGGCAAUUGCCGUCAAGGCCGUGAUCAUGAUUUCUAUUCAAAAUAACUACAAUUGCUACUGAAAGAAGCCAGGUUUCAACCUUUCCAUUUCUCGAUAUGUUUUCCUCUUCGAACGUUCCCGUGACCGAGGGGCUUCUCUACGAUUUUGAUGAUGAAGAAAACGCGCUCAAGUGGAAAGGAGUUUUUGUUGCCUCCCUGCAUAAGGUACUGAACCAGGUUCAUCCAACCCUAAAGGCCAAGGAUGAUGCACUGGAGUAUGUAGAAAGACUUAUCUUAAAGCUAUUGGGGAUGCUGUGUGCCAGACCACCACCUCACACAGUACAGGAUGUUGAGGAACGUGUGCAAAAGACUUUUCCCAAUCCAAUUGAUCGAUGGGCUAUCAGUGAGGCUCAGGCUGCACUUGAAAAGGGAAAGAAAAAAUCACCGAUUGUUCUUCCUGUGGAUAAAGUCCACAACUUACUGCAAAAGGAGGUUUUACAGUAUAAGGUGGACCACCAAGUAUCACUAUAUGUGGUAGCUGUGCUAGAAUAUAUUUCUGCUGAUAUGCUCAAGCUUGCCGGGAAUUAUGUCAAAAACAUUCGCCAUGUUAAGGUGGCGUCUCAAGAUAUCAAAGUGGCGAUGUGUGCUGAUAAGGUGUUGAUGGAUUUGUUCCAUCAAGACGACGACGAUCAGCUGUCAAUAGAAGAUGAACCGUUAACACCGAGCACAAGUGGCGUCCCCGGUGCAAUUGGUGGUACUGGCCUAUCAGGGGGACCGUCCCCAACAACUGUCACCUACGAUCAGGUUGUACGUGAUCUAAUCCAGGAGGAACGCCAGUACCUUCGAGAUCUUCAUUUGAUCAUGAAAGUGUUCCGUGAACAAUUGGCUACACUUGCACCACCACCAAGCCCGGCUGAGCUGGAUGCCAUAUUUUCCAAUAUUGAGGAGAUAUAUGAAUUAACGGUGACGCUUCUUGGCUCUUUGGAGGAUACUCUAGAAAUGGCCGAAGAACCUCAUCAGGCUACAGCACCGCCUGUGGGAAGUUGCUUUGAAGAGUUGGCAGAAGCAGCCGAAUUCGACGUCUAUGACCGAUACGCUAAGGAUGUUCUCUCACCCGCUUGUCGCGAAACUUUACAGGCGGUACUCUCUCGACCAGAUGUGGGUCAUUCGCUGCAAACAGGAGGCCACGGCUUCCGUGAAGCUGUUCGUUAUUAUCUACCAAAACUGCUUUUAACGCCGGUUUAUCAUUGUUUCACGUACUUUGACGUAGUACGCUUUCUUCAUCGGCUUAGUGUUAGUAAAGAAGAUCGAGAAAGUUUAGAGCAAGUGGAAGGACUGCUGAAGCCGCUCCAAGUUGAGCUGGAACGCCUUUUGUCGUUUUCGGGCGUUGGCGUCAAUCUUCCUAAACGCAAACCCAGCGAAACAGGCGGCAUUGGACCCGCAGGGCCUUUAGUCCGCACUGGUUUAUUAGGGGGCCCACGCAGUAGCAGGCCGGCCGCUCUUUGCAAGUUGCAGGAACUACAGCGUUCCAUCGACGGCUGGGAAUGCAAAGAAGCCGGUCCAGCUUGCAAUGAAUUCAUUUAUGAGGGCCAAAUCGGCAAAGUGGGGGCAGGAAAACGAUUAACAGAGCGUUACGCCUUCCUCUUCGACGGCCUUCUAUUGCUAUGUAAAGCCUCUGGCCAUGGCCGUCGCUCAUCUGCCGCUUCUCCCGGUGGUGAAUACCGCCUCAAGGAGAAGUUUUUUAUUAGAAAAGUUGAGAUUUUGGACCGGGAGGACACUGACGAUUUGCGUAACGCAUUCGAAGUAGCUCCCCGCCAACAGCCACAUUGUGUCCUUUCCGCGCGAACCGCUGAAGAAAAGGCAAAUUGGAUGGCGGCACUUGUCAUGCUCAACACCAAAUCCAUGCUAGAGCGGACUUUAGAUGUUAUCCUACUUGAUGAAGAGAGAAAACAUCCUUUACGAUUACCACCGCCUUCAAUCUAUCGUUUCGCUGAAGAAGAUUCAGAAACCAAUUUGGUGCUAGAAACGAGAGAAAAUGGAGGGGUACCCCUGAUUAAAGGUGCGACCCUUUUGAAGCUUGUUGAGAGACUGACGUACCAUAUGUACGCAGAUCCGAUGCUGGUCAGAACGUUCCUUACCACUUAUCGGAGCUUUUGCAGUCCGACUGAAUUGUUGGAAUUGUUGAUCGAACGUUUCGAAAUGCCCGAGCCCCCUUGGGAUGAAACUGGUGGUGGUCUUGUGGGCAAUAGUGGAUUAAGCGGACUCGGUGUCGAUAGCGGCAACAACGUGAAUGGGACGGUGGAAGAACCUGAUCUAUUGGAGCCGACGAGUCGUGAAGAUGUCAAGCGAUUCCGCAAACAGUACAUGCAGCCGGUUCAAUUCCGCGUCCUAAAUGUUCUUCGCCAUUGGGUCGAUCACCAUUUUUAUGAUUUUGAGCGUGAUCCUGGACUUCUUCAACGUCUUCAAGGAUUCUUGGAUGGUGUAGCGCGUGGCAAGUUUGUCCGCAAAUGGGUCGAAUCUAUCCACAAGAUUGUUGCCCGUCGUUUGGAAUGCUGCGGUCGUGGUGGACGAGGUAGUCAAGCCGAGGAGCAAAGAGAGAUUACGUUCGGUUUUGACCGAUCUCCACCGCCAAUCGAAUGGCACCUGAACUGCACUGAAGACGAAUGGGACUUGAUGACGCUCCAUCCGAUAGAAAUAGCCCGUCAACUAACGUUGCUCGAAUUCGACCUGUAUCGGGCUGUAAAGCCGUCCGAGUUGGUUGGCUCUGUGUGGACCAAAAAAGACAAGGAACAACGCUCCCCUAAUUUGCUGCGUAUGAUACACCAUACGACAAAUGUGACACGUUGGUUUGAAAAAACUAUUGUGGAAACGGCCAAUUUUGAGGAACGCUUGGCGGUCAUUUCUCGCAUUCUUGAAAUUCUCAUCGUUCUGCAAGAGCUCAACAACUUCAACGGAGUCAUCGAAGUGGUCAGCGCCAUGGGAUCGGCCUCUGUUCACCGACUGACAUUAUCUUUGCAGGCGAUUGGGCCUAAAUUGGAUAAGGCAUUGGAAGAGGCCAAAGAGCUGUCUGCUGACCAUUUCCGCAAGUACCAAGAAAAAUUGCGUUCCAUCAAUCCACCGUGCGUACCCUUUUUUGGCAUGUACUUGACAAACAUUUUGCACAUUGAGGAAGGGAAUCCGGACUUUUUGCCACGGCCCUCGCCGUCUUCCAAUCGCGAGGGAUUGAUUAAUUUUUCUAAGCGCCGUAAAGUGGCCGAAAUCACGUCAGAGAUCCAAACCUACCAAAACCAGCCAUACUGCCUAUCACUGGCACCAAGGAUUCGUCACUUCUUGGAAGUUCUAAAUCCAUUCGAAGAUCUAAACGAAACAGAAAUAAGCAAUUAUCUCUACCAGGCGAGCUUAGAGGUAGAACCGCGAGGUUGCAAACAGCCCAUUAAGGCUCCGCGCAAGUGGCCUGAUGCAAAACUCAAAUCGCCGGGCAUAAAACCGCGUUCGCAUCUUAGUCGACAUAUCCCGCAUCCACUUCCAUCCAUGUCUUUCUUCGCGUCCAAUCAGAGAUUGAGCGCAAUUAGUGGCAGCGAUGAUUCUUCUUCGCUACACAGUGACCAACGAAGCGGUGCCGGCAGCAGUUCGAUUGCGGGAUCAACUUCGAUUCACGAUCAUCCCAUAAUGGAGAGUAGUGGCAUGACGCGGGGAAACACGCCGACGACUCCAUCCACUCCGCUGACGCCGACAACUCAUCAAAAUAGUGAUAACUGUGUCUUUGCGCCUGUCCUCAUAGGAGGCGGCUUAGUCACGCCGUUGUCGGCCAGUUCGUUCAUCAGCCUGUCACCAGGUCCGCCGCCGCCCCCUUAUCCAGCGCCAACGAGGCCACUCUCUCCCCUGCCGCCACCUCUUCCACCUCGUCGGAAACGCGAGUCUUCGCUGGGUGACGUCUCACCCAAAGUCAAACAGGCACCUGAUGCGCCCACACUUCCUCCGAGAGAUUCUUCUCCUCCACCACCUCUUCCACCUCGCCGUGAUGUCUUAGCUAAUGCCGCCAACGGUUCAAAUGCCGUCAUUUCCGGCGCAGGAGCGACCCCGUUGUCGACGCUGCCGCGGGCCCAUUCCGUGGCUGCGCUUUCGUCCUCGUCAGCAACGUCUUCCGGGCGUACCGCUCCGACAUCGCCGCACAUUCCGCCGCGACCUCAUCAUCGUGAUUCACAUCAUCAUCCACAUCACCAUCCACCUCCUCCACCCCCUCAGCACCAUCCACCGCCGCUGCCGCUGCUCAAUUCCAACGAAACUUUCCAGAACCAUAGCGCCUUCCGUUUUCCCCCAGCACCUCCACCACCUUGCAACAACAUCAUGGGACUGGGUGAUCGCAAUGUUGCUGGUACUAAUGAAUUAGCAGGGGGAGGUGCUCCCAUGCCGCCCGCCCUAUCCCGGCGCCAUUCUGCCAUGGAUGUCAGCCCAUCCAUGUCAGCUACUGGUGUUCCCCUUUCUCCGUCGCCAUUCCAUCCUCACCUUGGAACCUCAACGGUAGGGCAAGCAGCAGCUCCUGCACCACCUCUUCCUAGUCUUAACCCACCUCCUUCUCCUCUUGUUCCAAUUCCACCUCGACGCUACUCAACGAUGCUGCAGCACAAUGGCUCCACCGGUGGUCCUACAAUUCACUCCCCACCUCUACUUCCCCCUCCACCAGCUGCAGUCGCUCCCUCAAUCAUGGCCGAGCCCCGAUCGACAUGUCGAUGAGUUACUCCCUUCAGCUUUCAAUUUUUUUUUUCUUUCCUUUGGUUUUUCUUCCUCAAUACCUGACAAGGUCUUCGUCUUUCGUGUUUGUUGCUAAUCUUUGUCUAACAACAUGCGCCGAGUUCUUUGGAUGUGUAUUUUUGUCAACUUUAAAUUUUUAUUUGAAAGGUUAAAAAUGAUCGAAGCGGCCAAUAAUCAAGUGGAAGUCUCGGAUGCUGUGAUCAUAUUCCCCCAUCCGAGGCCUGUUGUUUCUUUCCCCACUCUUUUGCAACCCUUGGUAUCGUCUGAUCGGACAACAACAAUUGUAAAAGGGAAAAUUGAAGUUCACUAGACACGCGUCAUGGAAACUUACAAUUGCUUAGAAUGACUUGUGCUUGGAUGAUGUUCCCAGCUUACUUUGUUUGUAUGUGAGUGUGUGUGUUUCUCUUACUUUCCAAUUAUAGCACUUGCUAUUCGCACAUAUUUGUUCAUAAUUACGUUGGUUUUCGGCCCCCCAGAAUCGGACUGUUUGUUCGUUAAUUAUCUAUGUACAGCCCUUAAUACGCAACCCUUUUCUUUUUUUUUGUUUUCUUUCUUUUUAAGUUGUAACCCCCCGUGUAACCUAACUAGAUUGCACUAACAAAUAUCCUUGUCGUCGUAUACUUACCCCCCAUCCCUUCCACCCUGAAUUAUUUUGUAAAAUGUAGCAAUUGUGUGGUGUUUAUUUUAUCUUGUGGAUUGAUUUCCUUUUAUACCUUAUAACGUAA